This is a messenger RNA of Scutellospora calospora, 237 nucleotides long. NCBI's taxonomy places the organism in Eukaryota, Fungi, Glomeromycota, Glomeromycetes, Diversisporales, Gigasporaceae. The record is from the annotation of a GenBank genome assembly.
AUGCCUGGUAAUGUUGUACAAGGCGCUACUAUUACAAUCACUUGGGCAGAUACAAUUAGCAGUUCAAUAACCCUUUCUGUUCAAUCUUACCAAUGGACGGUCAAUGUUCCCGCGGGUACAUAUUAUAUUGGUCUCAAUAAUGGAUCUGGUAAUAAGCUCUCUGGAACUUUCACAGUUUUUACUGCUGCUAGUGCUAGUGUUGCUAAUACACUUACAGCAACAAGUUCUCCUAUUUCG